AUGGGCGAUGCCACUGACUCCGGAUGGGAGCGCAGCGACGCCGCCGCGCAUGCGCGCGCGCUCGUGCAAGCGGCUCAGGCCCGCAGGGGCGGCGAGGGCGACCGGGAGGUUGCUGAACGCUGCCAUGCGCUCGGCAGUCUGUCGCAGCUGCUGCUGGCGCCCGCGGGGAGCGGGGCGGUGGCGGCGUGCUGGCGGGAGCUCUGGACGCCUCUGCAAAACCUCUGCAAUGACAGGCUGUUCGCCGUUGCCCAAGCAGCCGCGCUCGCAUGCGGCAUCCUCGCUGCGGCCGUGUCACACACUCUCCCCGCCUCGAGAAACGAACCCUCAGCAGCCACAGAACAUUCUGGUUCGUCUCAGCGCGUCGAAAACCAACCACCGUGGAGUCCUGAGAAUCUCCCCUUCAACAACUUUCCCCCUCCCACCGGAUGGGGCGACACAGUCCUUCAGGCCGCCCCAACAGGGUGGGGGGGCGACCCCCUCCCCACGAACAACCCCCCCAAAGCGCCAAACUCCCGAGGCCGCUCCUCUCCCCGGGGUCUCUUCAAGCGCGGAGCCAGGGAGGCCGCGCCCCCCGAUCCUGAGCGCAUGGAAGAGAGGCGUUGGCUAGCGGGAUUCUUCCAAUGGGCGCGCACUCUACUCUCAGACGGCCUCCAGAGGACACCCCCGCCAGGGAACGCCCGCGCGGCGGCUGCGCUCCUGGCUUUGCACGAAGCGUUUGCGCGGGGCGCGGCGGGGGCUUUGCAACUAGAGGCGGGGAAGAUGCUGGUGGCGGUUCAGGCGCUUCUGGAGGAUGAGGAGACGCCGAUUGGGCUGCUGUCCCGGCUGGUGCAUCUGGUUGCGGCGCUGGGAAAGAACUUUCCAGGCGCUUUCACCGGCCACCAGUUCGUGGACAUCGUCGACGUGCUUCUGGGGUGGGCCCUCGACCCGAGCCUCCCCGAAGGGCUCCACCACCAGAUGACGCAGGGCGCCUUUUUGCACUUCCACGCCUCCCUGUGGGGCGAGAGCUACCAGUUCGCGGUUAACCUGCUAUCGAAGCUGGUUAGCGACCUGGGGCGCUUGACCAAUGUUCCCGCCAAGGAAGGCCCUGCCGGCGGACACGUGCGGACGGAUGGUGUUUCGGACGGGGCGGGAGCAGAGGGAUCAUCGAAGCCGUCCGUUUUGGACGUUCGGGCAGACUUGGAGGGAAAGCGGACGGUGGAUAAGGAGCCUGCGAUUGCGGACGUUCGAGCAAAGGCAGAUUUGGAGGACGGUCGGACGGUGGACACGGAGCCUGUCGUUUCGGACGUCCCAGCAAAGGAGACAGAUCAGACGGUCAAGGAGGAGUCGUCAAGCGAUCCUUUGAACGGAGAUCGGACAGAGAAGGAGAAGGACCCCGUCGCUUUGGACACACAACGAUUGCUGGGUGACUUGAAGUCAGAUGGAGUCAGACGGACUGGCAGGUCGGAAAAGCUGGAGAGUGAGCCGGGAGGAGAUGCAGAGGGGAAGGCAACGGGGCUCUCUGAGCGUGUUCCGGGUUCGGGUAUGCCUGAGGCGAGGGAGGGCGGAGAAGAGAGUGCGUUUCUGGAGAGUGGGACAGAGACGAGGGAAACGAGGUUGGACCAGGCGGAUGGACAAGAAAGCGUUAAUGAGGCGCUUGCUCGAACGACAGUAGGGGCGGAGCGGGAUAAUGCAGAGGAGAAGCAGUUGGGAGGCUCAAGCUUGGAAAGGGAAGGGUGGCAAGCAGGCGAGGAGAUUGGAAAGUCUUUGGCACGUGCUGGUGAAAAUCGAGCGGGCGAGCCCUUGGACGGGCUUAGAGACACAAAGGCUCAUACGGAUAAAAAGACAGCGGGCGAGGAUGUCAUAUUUCUGGAAGCAGAGGGGAUAGGCGCCGUAAGAGCGAAGGAAGCGGCCACUUCGGAGGCAGCCCGGACCGUUGCUCCGUCUAAAGACACUGUAAACCCACCGGUUCCGACGGAGCAGGAACUCAGCAUCCUGUCCAAGGAGAAAGCUGUAACCCCCGAACCCACGGUUUCGCCAGAACCCAAGCUAACCCCAGAGCAAACCGGGCACCUACUAUGCCUCCUCCGGUGCUUUGAGUCCGUCCUGGAAGCGCUGACGUCAUCCCUAUUCUCCUCGGGGCGCGCCAAAACCCUCCGACCCUUCGCUAGGCAGUGGCUCCCACAGAUUUUGGGGUGCGCGAAGCGGGUGGGCAGCCAAUUGCAGGACGCCACGUGGACGAGGGAGUGCUGCCGGAGCCUGGCGGUGCUUGCAGAGAUCCUAGGGGAGGGGUUUGCGGCGUUUUAUUCGGAGGCACUGGAUUACCUGCUGGAGACUCUGGAUCAUGCGGCGGGGCACUUCGAGGCAGCGCAGGUGGCCGCGGUUCUCCAAGUCAACCAGCAACUACUCGCUUCGCAGCGUGUCAGCCUCCCCCCCUCAGCCGUAGCCGUUCUCCUCUCCAGCCCCGCCCUCUCCCGCCUCCGCAACCACCCGCACCCCGCCGUGGUCCAUGCUGUCGUCAGCACUUCCCUCUACCUGCUCCAACACGAUUCUGCUGACGUGGCACACACAAGCUUGUCCGUGGUGCAUCGUAAAAUGCGUGGGGGCUUCGAGGGUGUCGUUGGGAAGGGGUUCAGGACGCGGUUUGCGGGCAACCGGGAUGCGGAGAGCGCUCUGGCGCUUCUGAACCUGGACGUUGAGUUGCUCACGGCGUGCGCUGUGCGAGGUUUGGCUUCGAGAAGGUCUCUUAGUGGUGACGAUCAAGGGGCACAGGCGGCGCCAGCAGAACCGCCAGGGAAGAUGCCAACCGCGGGCCCUGUAGACCCCACCGCAAGCGACCAGCCGGGCCUUGGGGAUGCAAACCUCAGCAGAACAGGGCCUCCUAGCAGUACACAGCCGGAGCAAACCCCCUGUCAGAGAGCGGUCCACAUCCUCGUGGCGUUUUUCGUAGAGGCGGAACCGUUGCCCCAGCUUCGGGAGGCCCUGUUCGACGCCCUGCAGACGAUCCGCCAUGCUGCAUCUGAAGCGGGGUUGCGUUUACAGGGCCUCCUGGCGGCCCGGCUGUGCGCGCUCUCCUUUUCUCGCGCAUCGUCGUUCGACUUGAAAGUCAAGGCGCUCAGUUGGGUUCAGCAGCUUCUUGACACACCAGAGCCCUCCUCAGCAUCAAGUGUCAGUGUUCCCCCAGGCGGUGUCAAGUCCCUCAACCCCUGGUGCGGGUCGUUGGGGCAGACACUAUUCCCCGCUCUGCUAGCGGCUCUCAGCGACCCCGAAGAGGACGUACGAGAAAAGGCAGCGGCGAUCCUCCUGUCCGGACUCGGGGCCGGGCUGCUGACGUGGCAACAGACGGAGGAGCUGGCGCAAGCGGCGGCAUGGCUGAAGGGUGACGUCAGCAAGCGGGUUGCGCAGGUCGGGAGCGCUUUGCUUCGAGAGGCGGGACUGGCUUUGUGGCUGGAUGGGAACGGUGGAGCGGCCGCGAAGUAUGGAGGUGCCCUUCACCAGAUCGCGAUUGCCAAGCAGUCCCGCUCUUUCCGGCCCCAGCAGCUCGCUCUGCUCCUCCAAUACCUGGGGCAAACUCAGCAUCAAACGGACCCCCCCCUAGUAGACGACUGGCUCCAGCGCCUCCUCCACAGCCUCAGCCCUCCCCCCAACACAGACCUCGAAUCCCUCCCCCCCUCCCACGUCGAAGGUGUACCCCCCCUGGAACAGGAGAGCCAUGAACAGGGUGCCGGUAAAGUCGAUUCUGACUGGCUGCAGCUUGCGUCAAUCAGCCACGUGGCAGCCCAGCACUGGUUGGUCCAAGAGGCGGCGCGGCACUGCGUGUCUCUGAAGCUGCGGACGCACUUCGGUGGCCCGACACAGACCUUUGCCGCGAUUGAGCAGCUGCUGAAGACAGCUGUCGCGCAGCUAUUGGCCGGGAACGACGAGGGGAAAGACCUGGGGCACUGGAAGCUCGCUCCGAUGCACUUCCUCCUCGAGUUUGUUGACGCGCUCGAGAGGCAGAUCUGGGGGGCUACUCACGGCUCGGGAAUCCUACCCCCCUUUGCGGAGGAGGUCGGGGCGUUCUUCGCUGGGAACAGGAAGGUGGUGGACGAGUGGUUUGCUCGACUCAGGGGCCUGCUGAUGCAAGCAACGAGCACUCUGCAGGACCACUCUGCUGCAACUUGGCAUGCAAGCCUCCGGCUCGAGGGGCUGCGAAACGCCGCAAGAGCGCUGGCAAGCCAACCCGACCGGAAAGGCGCCGAUGUCUGGGGCCGAUUGCAGAAAGACGUCACUACAGCAGUGCGCCAGCUGGCACUCUCGCUGACGUCAGCAGGGGAGCCGGACGCAGUCCAGGGUCUGGGAGUUUGGAUCAAGCAGGCUUUCCCGAAACAGCUGUGGCUCGGUGGUUCCGAAACGGGGGGAGGUUCCGCUGAGAGUCCCGCGAACAAUUUUGGUUGGCUUGAGAUCAUGCGAUUGCAAGCUUCCGGGCAGUACGAAGCGUCUUUGGCCAAGAGCGAAGAGGCGCUGAACCCGCAGGCGCUCCAGGGGUUGGCUGUGGAAAACGCGCGGUUGCUGGUGGAGCGGGCAUGUGCCGGUUAUGCUGCGGUCACGGACUGGCAGGGUUUGCAGGCGUGGUUAGCGAAGGUGCAAGGGUCAAAAGCGGCAAACGCGGGCGCUCCAUGGACGGCUGGGCUAAGCUUUGCGGGUUUGGACCUUAACCCCGUUUUAGCCCUGGGAGAGUUCGACGAGGGGGAUGUGGACGGGGCUUGGAGCCAUCUGGACCGGACCUCGAAGGAGAACCGGAGGGUUACGCUUCACCCGCGGUUAGCGGUGCAAAGGGGAGAGCAGAUGCUUCUGCAGGUGAUGUUGGGAGCGUCGGGGAACGAGGAAAAAGCGAGGGAGGACCUUGCCGCAGCGAAGGCGCUUCUAGAUGACCCAGAGUCAGCAGCGGUGACUGCGGGAAGUCUAGCGGAUCGUGGGCAGUGCCUGGCGCAGGCGGAGUGCUACAGGAUCGUGGAAAAUGCUCUCGCCGGGGCCCGCGAGCUGCCAGCAACUUCGGUUGCAAUUCUCCGCGACGCCUGUCAGCAGGGGCAGCACUUUGACACUUUCCGGCCGGAGUGGCUGAAGCUGCUCAGAGCGGUGCGGUUCGGCGUUAAACUCGGAGACACGGCGGCGAGGCAGAGUCGUUCGACCUCCGCUGCUCAGCCCAACAUUUCUGUUUCCGUGCUUCGAGCCAUCCAUUUGCAGCUGGUUAAGUUAGCCAGAAUGCAAGGGAACGUUCGGCUUGCUGAGCGCUUGCUUGCGCAAGGUCCCCUCCGGUCACAGCUAAGCCCACAGUUCGAGCAAACAGAUCCUUCUCUUACGUUAGAGCACGCCUUGGUUUCGCACGAUCUCGGCCGUCUCAACGACGCAGUAGCGCAGCUUGCAGAGCUCGCCGGCCUCUCUGCCGGUGAGAACGCACUCGAAACGGGCGUUCCUGCUGGUGCGGCUAACCCACCGGAGUCUACUCUCACCGCCCGAGCCUGCCUGAAACUAGCAGGGUGGGCACAGGCCCCUAGGACGUCCCCACUAGUAUCCGAACGGCUGGCGGGAGCGGUCAGCGCAGGGGCCGGAUUGGGGUCGGAAGUCAGCGUCGAGGAGCGUGCUCUGUCACGGGCCAUCGGGAUUGCCCCCCGGUUUGGAAAGGCGUGGUAUCGACACGCAGUCUGGUGCGACGGCGCAAGUCCGGGCGGUGAAGGCUUGGCUUCAAAGCUGACCGGGGAGGAGCGAGAAGCAGUGGCCAGACUAGUCAGGGCACUGGAGAGAGAGGGAUCGGGGCCAGAGCCGAACGGCGAUCGAAGCAGGUUAAUCGAGAAGAUUGCUGCAGCCAUGGAGUCUCCUGGGGGGACCACUGAUCGCCCAGCUUCCGCGGAGAAAGGGGUGCGGAACUUGGAGCCCGCCAGCUGGGUGCUCGAGGGGAACCUUACCCGUGAGAUCCAGAGUCUGUGCUCUUCCGAAGGGGUUGCGUGCGGCGACGAGCAACUGACGGCCUUCAUCUCUCUGUGGCGGGUUGCGCGAGCGCGGAGGUUGGGACGAGCGACCGGGGCUAUUCGGGGCUACUCCCGCUUCCUCUCCCUCAGCCUGUCCUCCCCCAGGGGCGAUGACGUCAGCGGCAAGGCCGAUGACGUCAUCAGUGUCGCCCCCGUCCGCGAGGACCGCGCCCUCCGCGCCCUCGUGCGCCUGCUCCAGCUGGUGGGCGAUCACAGCGCGGUUCUCUCCGGGGGGAUCCCUCAAGCCGCGGCUUCAGGGGGCGUCCCCGAAAAGGGGGGGGAUACUCACGCACUGGGUUCAGGGGGUGUCGCCGAAGCUCUGGGCGCGGUUCCGGGGUUUGCCUGGCAGGCGGUCCUGCCGCAGCUGUUUGCCCUGGCGAGGCGGCACCCGCAGGCGGAGGUCCGGGGGCAAGUUUUGGGCGUUUUGGAGCGGGUGGCACGGGAACUGCCGUGGGCGGUUCUAUACCCCGUGCUGGCGGAUAGCAGCGAGGAGGGGGCGGGGCCGGAGUUGGCUUCGCUUAGGGCAAUUCUGCUCGAAGUGGCCCCCGCCGCAGUGACCGACACCGAGCACAUGCUGGGCUCCUCGGGCCUUCAGCGCCUACUCCUUCUAUGGAGCGAAGUCUGGCUCCAGCUCCUGACCGACCUCAGCCAUGACGUCAGCAAGCGCCUCGGCACGCUUCACAAAGAGAUGCAGCGCACGGCCGCCAACGCAAGCCUGACGUCAGCCGACCGGGUGCGCAUCAACCGGGCGAAGUAUGCGGCGCUCAUGACCCCCGUUGCGGUGCUGAUCGAGCGGAAGCUCGGCAACACGUCAGCAAAGCGGGGGAGUGCUUACGAUGACGUCUUCCGUGAGCGGUUCGCGCCAAAGCUCCGGACGGCGCUGGCGCAGUUGCGCGAACCGCCGGCGGUGCUGUCAGAGGUUGACAACACCACGUUUGCUGACGUGGCAUCGCUGAAGGCCGCGUGCUGGGGCUCCUUCGCGUCGGUCGCGCACGAGCUGACGUCAGAGCUGCAGAAGCAUACGCUCCCGCUUGCGGACCUCGCCCCGAGCCUCGCACGAAUCACAAACAGCCACGUGCCCCUCCCUGGCUUCGAGUCCCAGACCCCAUCGCUUAUCCCCACAAGCCCUCCACAAACGACCACUUUCCGCAAUACUGCAAGUACUCUCCUGUCUACAGAAACUCUAGAAAUUCUGACUCCGGGUACGGAGGGAGUGGUGACGAUAGCGGGGCUGACUGCUGACGUGGCGAUGCUGAGCACGAAGACGCGGCCGAAGCGGAUCGGGCUGGUGGGCUCCGACGGGCGGCGGUACCAUUACCUGCUCAAGGGACGGGAAGACCUGCGGUUGGACGCGCAGAUUAUGCAGGUCCUCCGCGCCUGCAACAGCGUCCUCCGCUCCCGCCGCUCCUCCCGCGUGCGCGACCUCUCCAUCCGUCACUACUCCGUCACACCGAUCGGGCCUAAAGCCGGGCUGAUCCAAUGGGUCCCCGGACUUCAAUCCAUCUACAGCUGCUACAAAGCGUGGCUCCAAAGACAAUACGCGCUGCAAGCCAAGGCGGGGCGAGCGGCCGGGCAAGAAGUGCCACCGCACCCGCCGCGGCCGAGCGACCUGUACUACGCCAAGAUCAUGGCCGGCCUCAAGGAGAAGGGGCUGCGGCGUGUGACGAGUCGUAAGGAGUGGCCACAGGACGUGAAGCGGAAGGUCCUGAUCGAGCUCAUGAAAGACACACCCCGGCAGCUGCUCGCGAAAGAGCUGUGGCUCGCCAGCAGCGGAGCGGCGUCAGCAUUUGAGAGGCAGCAGCGAUACUCCCGCACUGCCGCCGUGAUGAGCAUGGUCGGCCACGUGUUGGGCCUGGGCGACCGCCACCUGGACAACAUCCUGAUCGACUUCGCGACUGCUGACGUGGUCCACAUCGACCACAACGUGGCGUUUGACAAGGGGCUCAAGCUGCGCGUGCCGGAAGUGGUGCCGUUCCGACUGACGCCCAUCAUGCAGCAAGCGCUCGGCCUGACCGGGGUCGAGGGCACCUUCCGUGUCGCGUGCGAGGAGACGCUUGCCGCCCUUCGCGCCAACACGCCGUCUCUCCUGGGCCUCUUGGAAGUGUUCACUUGGGAGCCGUUGGCCGAGUGGACCGCUGCGGACGGAGCGGCGCUGGAGCGGGAGGAGCGCCAAGGAAUGGAGGUGGCCGUCAGCCUGAGUCUGCUCGCCAGCCGACUGCAAGAACAGCAGCAGGCCAUGCAGGAGCACCGCGACUUCCUCGUCAGCAGCGUCCCCGCGCUCUACUCCGAGCUCGUUCCGUUCUUCUCCGCUCACCUCGCCUUCCGAGACGCGGUCAACGCGGCCACCGCUCUUCAACAAACGGCCCAAAGUCUAGCCGGCCAAGGCAUGAUGCUCGAACUUCAGCUCGGGGGCGCUCAAGCGGCGACCCAAAAGGCGGAGAGCAGCCUAGCAGAGUCGCUGCAACAGAUGGAGGCCUUGCGGGCGGGGGUGGAAGCGGCUGCGAAGGAGAGCCGGCAGUGGUGGGACCAGCACGAGACCGCCGUACAGGGCCUCAAGGGAAGCGGGCCGGCCAAAGAGCAGGUCGCCUCGGUUCUCUUAGCAGCCAGCCACGCCCCGCCUCCGCACACGCUGACCCUCUUGGGGGCCCUUGAGAGCACCGGACUUGGCGCUUCCAUGCUCCCCCAAAACUUGCUGCUCUCCUGCCAAGCCGUCGACGCCCGCACCCUGCAACUCUCCCAAGCCCGAAGCAGCACCCUUGCAGAGGGUGUGAAUGCACUCCAGGGUUACCGGCGGGCGCUAUUGGAGCUGUUACCGGUCGAUUACGCGGAAGGGAGUGCGGUCUGGAAGUGUGUGCAGAGCAUGGAGAAGGCGGUUAGCGGGGCGGGUUUGGCUGACCUGGCUGAGUUACUGGAGGGUUUGGUGGGGCUGACGGAGGAGCAAAGCGAGGCGGCAGUGCCGGAGUAUGUGCCGCUGAGAAACGGGUUAGCGGCGGUUGAGGACCAGUUACGGAAGCUGGUUAGGGAGGUCCCAGCAGCGGAACCGCUUUUGAGCAGGGAGAGAGAGGCGUUUGAUCAGGUUAGCGGUUGGCUCGGGUUAGAGUCCGAAGAAACUCAGCAGGAGGAGGCGUCCUUUUUCGGACGGUUUGGAUCGUUCGAACCGCCGGCCCGGCGCCCGAUCCCCCCUGGAAAAGCGCAGGAGCUGAGGUCAGCUGCGCACCGGGCGACGGUGUCACUUGCGGACGAUUUGGACGCCUUGAGACAGAAGACGGACGUACGAUUGGCUGCGAAAGCGCUGGAGGCCCUUCUCGACAAGUGCGGAGCGCUGCACAGAGUCGUCGAGCUGGCGGCGCCCAACCAGGCAGCGCCAGGUGGCACUCCCUCGUCGGCCGCUCUGUGCGAAGCGCUGAGUUCAAUCCACUGGGGAGCGGACGCUUUCGAGCGGAAGCUGCUUCCAGAACUGAGCGCCGCGCUGCUGAAGAGAGAUGCGGACGUCCGAGAAGCGCUGCGGGCCGUCCGAACCAUGUGGGCUGACGUCAGCGGGUUGAUUUUGGCUGCGGAAGAGGCAGCGGAGCGGGGCGCAAGGAUUGCGGAGACGGAGCGGCGGCUUGCGGACAUGGGGGUGCGGCUGGAGGGCCUACGUCUGGUGGCGCAGGCGUCCGAAACGUCAGCGAGGGUGUCCGACUUCUUAGGCGGACAGAGCGGAGUGGUGGGAGAAGCGCCCGGUCUAGUGAAUGGGGAAGACGGGGCGAUCCUCGCGUCUCUGGAGAGCGUUAAGGGGGCGUUUGACGAGAACCCUUUGCAGGAGUCUGCGCGGCAGCUCUCUCAGGAAAGUGCACUGGAGAGCCACCAGACGGACUUAGGGCUGAGUCCUGGAGACAGGUUCUUAGCCAGUCAAGAUGCCGGCUUUGAGCACCCUCAAAAAGGCAGGGAACGGAGCCCACGUGGGUUCCCGUCUCAGAGCCGAGAGGGAGUGUCCGAUGUUGGCAGACCCGAUGAGCCGAUGGACGCUGUCCGAGAGGCGAAGCAAGCGCGGGAUGCGCUCGAGAAAGAGAUUGCGGCGCUGAGAAAGGAACUAGAGCGGGAGAAAGGGCGGACGGACGCGGAUGGGGCGGCGGAGAUCCUGGGAGCCGUGCGUGCUGCGAAAGAACGCUUCACGGCUCUUCUCGAUAAGGAUUCUCGAGGGGUCGUAAAGCGCGCGGCGGAAGAGUUGGAGAGACUGGUCGGCGGAUCCGUCGCUUCGCUCCGUUCCGCUUCCAGCGGAGCGUUCGGUUCCGAGGACGGCGAUGAGAUCUGGAACGUUCCCAAGAAUCUGACGGAGGAAGCGGCGUUUGUCUCGCAGCUGGGUCUGCUUGCGGCGGUCGCCGAGGCGUGCAUGCUGACGUCAGGGCCGAGUGUGCUGACGGUGCAAGUGGAAACGGCGGGGCUGCAAAGGCUGUGGGAAGCGCUAGGCGGCUUGGUGAUGGGGCAGAUUUUCCCGGCGGCCAUGGCGGCGUUGGCAGAAUUUGCGGUGAAACUAGAGCCGGGAGAAAAGGCUGACGUAAGCGGGGAGGUAGGGUCGCUCCUGGAGAGGUAUGCGAAUGCUGCCGUGGAACUGGGCCCGGUGCAGAGGCGGACGAAGGAACUAGAGCGGAACAUUUCUGUUCUGGAGCGGCAGGCGCAGGGAGCGAGGGUGAGAGUCGCCAGGCUUGAAUGGACCUACGAAAGCAUCUUGCGGCGGACGGUGCCAACCGGGCAGUGGGAAGGUCGCCCCGCGCUAUCCCGAGACGGUGAACUUGGAACCGGGAGCUUGCGGUGGUGGCAACGCGAGCCCGUCCUAACCGCCCUAACCCGGGCGGUCAACGCUCUAGCUUCGCUCCAAGAAGCGGCGACCAGUAUGGCUGCGGUUGGGCAGCAGGCAGAGCAGGAGCUGGACUCCUUGGUCGCCUUUGUCGGGGGGGACUUCACCACGGUUCUCCGGCAGAAGAUAAGCGAGCGGCGCCAGGCCCUGUGGCAGGCGGAGCAAUCCGGGUUAGCCGUCAAUCGGCUGUGCAAACUGGUUCUGGAGAUGGAGGCGGCGCGGAGCGUGAACGCGCCGAGCGUGCUCGCGGCGCUGGGGCUCGAGCAAACCGGCCGGGUUUGGGUCGAGGGCUGCCUCCGUUUGCUAACCCAGUUUCAUGGCGCGUUGUCUCAGCACAUGACAAUUGCGGAGGCCCUGCAAAACGCUCGGGCGCAGCACGCGGCAAUUUUAGACCAGGCAAACGCCCACGUCGCGGCGGUGUCCCAGCUUCGGGACCAAGAACAGGGCCUCGGAGCCGCUCUGGGCGCCCUGGGAGAGGAGUUACGUCAGCGGGUUCCCGGAGUGACGUCAGCGGUGGGCGGGUUUUUGGAGGGGGCGGAGAAGCAUUCUGCGCUGACGAGGGGGUCGGAGGGGGUAUUGGGGGAGAUGGUCGCGGCGACGGAGGGAACGGCGGACGAGAGCGCGACUGUGAAAGCGAGGGCGGAGGAUGCAGUGGCGGUGCAAAAGGAGCUGAGUGAGCAGGUCCGUCAGCUCCAGGAAGACCUAAACCCUCUCCGAACCCUCCUGAACCCGCUCGUCCAAACCCUCCCCACGCUCCCCGCCCCCAGCUUCGACCAAUUCGAAACCAGCCCGGCUCUUGGCCCCUGGGUCCGCUUAUUCCUGGGGGAAUUCUUGCCGAUAUCGACCAAGGCUGCGGAGACUGUGGGUCAGCUGGCGGGAGAGCUUCCGGAAAACGCGGAAGAGGUGCUGGAGAGCGUGCUGGAGGUGGCGGAGACGGCGGCGGGGCACGCGUCCGCGGCGCUCCAGCGGGCUGCUGGGGGUGCGGGGGACGAGGUCCACGGGGACGCGCUCGCGCAGAAUGCGGCGCCGGCGGACACACGGAUCGCGGACGAACUCGGCGAGGCUGCGGCGAUCGCACGAGCGUCCGGACUGUCCGGUGAGGGGACGGGAGCCCCGUCCGAAGCGUCCGUGGAACGUGCCAGGGUUUCGUCCAAAACAAUCGGUGGAAAGAGCGGCGCGCGGUUGGUUGGUACGUCCGGAGAGAGGGUUGGGGCGCCGUCCGAAGCGGCCGGAGAAAAGACGGGAGCUCAGCCGGCGAGUGCGUCCGAAGAGAGGGCCGGGAUUCUGUCCGGAGCGUCCGGAGACCAGGGGGAGUUGCCUGGAAGCGUUUCGCAGCAGGGGGCGAUCGUGCAAGCGAGCUCAGAUCGGGGCGUGUCGCCAAGAUCGACUCAGGACAAGGCUGUUAUAACGACCCAGGAGAGGGCGACCACACCUAAUGCGACCCAGGGAAAGGAGCGCACGGUAGAAGGGCAGCCAGGGGGAAGGUCGGGUCGGGGUAAGGAGAGGAAUAAGGCCGGGGGAAAGCGCAGCGAGACCGGCUCAAAGGGGAGCGGGUUUGAGCGGAACAGGCACGCGAUUGCGGUGGUGGAAACAGUGAGGGCGAAGUUGGAAGGGCGGAUCAACGCAGUGAUCCCGUCCGUGCCGACGUCAUCAAGGUUGCUCACGGUCUCCGAGCAAGUCGAGUCGCUCCUUCGUCAAGCGACAAGCAUCGACAACCUGGCAAACAUGUAUGAGGGCUGGACGGCCUGGAUUUAGAACUGCCCUUAAACAUCGUAUCGGCUUCGAAAAGUGGUUAGGACACCAUGGAGGCGGGGCCUUGCCCUUGGGUAAGUAGGUAUGGGCCAGACCUUUUAACUGCCGCAGCCUGCAACUUACAACCAUUUAAGCUGCAGCAAGGCCGCUCCUGGCCGGAUCCGGUCAUGACAUGCGAUGGCACUUGCACAUGCAUAGCCGGUUGCCGCACUGAGGCUCACUUAAGCGUCCGACAAUGAUCCGAUCGCAUGCAAGCCAGCUUUGCGGUAGCAUAUGUAUAUGGGGUAGGAGCCGGGCCCUUCCUCCCCUCCCGUUGACGCACUGAAUAAGUGUCAAAUCUUAGCGACAGGCCCAAGUAUAUAAAAUCGUUGAUAGAUACAAGGUACAGACCUUUAUGUAUUUACUUCGUUAGUACCGGUAGUCUAGUAUAUUGCUACAGGUUGUAAGGUUGAAUUGAACGCCAAAAAUGGUCAUCAAUAGGUGGAGAUGGCCCAGCCGCCCGUGAUUUUUGAUGAGUCCGACUGGUCAUCAUGCAAGAAG
Messenger RNA from Klebsormidium nitens, 13113 nucleotides. The record is from the annotation of a GenBank genome assembly. Lineage: Eukaryota; Viridiplantae; Streptophyta; Klebsormidiophyceae; Klebsormidiales; Klebsormidiaceae.